Molecule: messenger RNA, 1341 nt
Organism: Rotaria socialis
Lineage: Eukaryota; Metazoa; Rotifera; Eurotatoria; Philodinida; Philodinidae
Source: the annotation of a GenBank genome assembly
AUGGGUAAUGUAAUAAAACGACUAAAAGGUCCUGCUCAAAAUAUUUCACAACAUCAACAUAUGCAAUCUGGCCCACCCUUGGUUCAAAUCCAAUUGCAAGUACCGCGUGGAGGUGGUCCAUCCUAUCAAAACAAUGCAUCAAUACCACCUGUUUUUAGCCAGGGACCAUAUUCAUUACCAAUGAAUCAAAAUCAAGGUUCCUAUGAAAGUAAUAUUUUUCUUUCAAAUACAACCGACUGGUCUAUCAAUGAUAUUCAACGAUUGCGAGCUGAAUUUGCUAGUUAUGCUAAUCCAAACGAUAUGUCUAAUAUUGAUCAGGACGAUGGUCUCGAAGCCUUUCGUUUAGCAUUAGCUAAUCAAGCUCCUGAUAAUUCUGCAACUAAACAAGAAAAACGUGCAGAAUUACGUUCACGUUUUCUAAAUGUUCUCGAAUAUAUAAAAUCAAAUAAAAAUAUUUCACCUAUUCAACUUGAUUUUCAUCGUGAAUCAUCAUUAAUUGCUGCUCAUUGUCUUAGUAUAGAUUCGAAUUUUUCGCAAGUCUUAGUACAAGAUCUACAAACAUUUAUUGGUCAUAUACCAACAGCAUUAGUUCAUCAAACCAUCGCAACUGCUUUGAAAGACAAAACACCUUUUGUGUAUAUUGAUUCUUGUUUGAUUCAAUCGGCCGAUGAAGACGAUGAACAAUAUGACGGCUGUUCUUGUUCAUUGAAUGAUACUUGUGCAGAAUGUUCGUGUUCAAAUCGCUUUGGUAUUAAUUAUAAUUCAUUAAAUUGUUUAAAUAUAAAUAAAACUGGGCCAGUAUUUGAAUGUAAUUCUGAAUGUCGUUGCUCUUUUGAACUUUGUCAAAAUCGCGUCAGUCAAAAAGACGAUCAAUGUAAUAAUGUUGAAAUUAUAUCAACACCGAAUAAAGGUUCUGGUGUUAUUAGCAGAAAAUCUAUUCUUCAUCCCGGAACGUAUAUUGGCGAAUAUGUUGGUGAAGUUUUGUCAGAAAACGAAGCUCAUCGACGAAUAUUAGCAACUGAAAAUUAUGAACAUAACUAUCUAUUACUCUAUAAUGAACACCAAUCCGGAAAAAUCAUUAAAACGUUUAUUGACGCUCGUUAUUAUGGAAAUUGGACUAGAUUUAUUAAUCAUAGUUGUAACCCAAAUCUUCAUAUCGUACCUAUUCGAAUUGAUCAACCAACACCGCCUCGUUUAGCAUUUUUUACUUUACGAGAAGUUCAAGACAAUGAAGAAUUAUCAUAUACUUAUGGAACAAUGAUUGAUGAGAAACAUUCUAAACCGUGCCAUUGCUCAAGUUCAUCAUGUACGGGUUUUAUGCCUUAUCAGCAAACAGAUUGA